AUGGUGCAACUUGUUCGAGCACAGUCCGCUGUUGUAUUGAGACCGUCGUAUUCUACUACGAUUUACCGAACACGAUCAGUGCCAGAUCUGAGCCUGUAUAGCCGUUACACCCCGAAAUGGCCAUAUCGCUACUGUAGAGAUUGGGAUAUGUAUGAUGAUUAUUGGUACGAUCGCUAUUAUUAUUACAGUCCGCUAUAUCGCAGUACAUUCUUUCCCCGUCGUUACUAUUAUUAUAACUACGUUUUGGAUCCAUAUAGUUACUGGAGCUAUCCAUACAACUAUUGGACUCGAUACAGAGGAUACUUAUACGGUUAUCCGUCGUACUACAGUCGAUACCACUAUUGUUAUGACGAUUAUCCACACUAUCGUUACACGUAUUCUUAUCCUUACCGUUACGGUUAUUAUUCACCGUUUGAUCGCUACUGGCUUUCGUCCACUUAUUGGGAUCGACGUUUUAGGGUGAGCACUACCAAAUUCUGA
This is a messenger RNA of Brugia pahangi, 480 nucleotides long. NCBI's taxonomy places the organism in Eukaryota, Metazoa, Nematoda, Chromadorea, Rhabditida, Onchocercidae. The record is from the annotation of a GenBank genome assembly.